Messenger RNA from Pipistrellus nathusii (Nathusius's pipistrelle), 975 nucleotides. The record is from the annotation of a GenBank genome assembly. Lineage: Eukaryota; Metazoa; Chordata; Mammalia; Chiroptera; Vespertilionidae.
AUGGCAGCUUCCUGUCUCCUGCACACUGGGCAGAAGAUGCCCCUGAUUGGACUGGGCACCUGGAAGAGCAAUCCUGGCCAGGUAAAAGCAGCUGUGAAGCAUGCCCUGAGUGUGGGCUACCGCCACAUUGAUUGUGCUGCCAUCUACGGCAACGAGACUGAAAUCGGGGAAGCCUUGAAGGAGACUGUGGGGCCCGGCAAGGCGCUAUCCCGGGAGGAGCUGUUUGUGACUUCCAAGCUGUGGAACACUAAGCACCACCCCGAGGAUGUGGAGCCUGCCCUCCGGAAGACACUGGCCGACCUCCAGCUGGAGUAUUUGGACCUGUACCUGAUACACUGGCCUUAUGCCUUUGAGCGAGGAGAUGACCCUUUCCCUAAGAAUGCUGAUGGGACUGUCCGCUAUGACUUCAUUGACUACAAGGAGACCUGGAAGGCUCUGGAGGCACUGGUGGCUAAGGGGCUGGUGCGGGCGCUGGGCCUGUCCAACUUCAGCAGUCGGCAGAUUGAUGAUGUUCUCAGUGUGGCCUCUGUGCGCCCAGCUGUCCUGCAGGUGGAAUGCCACCCAUACCUGGCUCAGCACGAGCUGAUUGCUCACUGCCAAGCACGCGGCCUGGAGGUCACUGCUUACAGCCCUCUGGGCUCCUCUGAUCGUGCGUGGCGUGAUCCUAAGGAGCCUGUCCUGCUUGAGGAUCCAGUGGUCCUGGCACUGGCUAAAAAGUAUGGCCGGUCUCCAGCCCAGAUCUUGCUCAGGUGGCAGGUCCAACGAAAAGUGAUCUGCAUCCCUAAGAGUGUCACGCCUUCCCGUAUCCUUGAGAACAUCCAGGUUUUUGACUUCACCUUUACUCCAGAAGAGAUGAAGCAGCUGGAUGCCCUGAAUAAAAAUUGGCGAUACAUCGUGCCCAUGCUUACAGUGGAUGGGAAGAAGGUCCCAAGAGACGCGGGACACCCUCUGUACCCCUUUAAUGACCCGUACUGA